Messenger RNA from Aspergillus chevalieri, 288 nucleotides. RefSeq lists its product as uncharacterized. The record is from RefSeq and is a predicted model, not a curated record. Bases 1 to 288 code for a protein of 95 amino acids. The transcript has a single exon. Lineage: Eukaryota; Fungi; Ascomycota; Eurotiomycetes; Eurotiales; Aspergillaceae.
AUGGGUGGACUACUGACAAAUGAAUCCGCGGAGAUCCUCUCUGAACCGCAUCCUUGGCAUGGGGAUUCAAUGGGUGCCAUCUUCCGGGCAAUUGUUGUGCUAGGUGGUUCUCAGGAUGCUCUGAAGGAGACGCGAGUUCAGCUGGAAACCCUCAAGCAUUUGUACUUCUUCGACCAUGGGUUGCGCGAACAGGGUCCAUAUAACCCUCAAAGUGACACUCAACGCAAGAGGCUCUGGUCACAUGAAGACGAUAGUGAAUCACGGCGAGCAGAAGAAAUUAAAGAGUGA